AUGUUUUAACAAUUCCUUGAAUUUUUAACUAUUUCUUAAAGAUUUCAUAUAGAAAAAUCAAUAAUCUGUCAUUCAUAGGAAUUUUUGAAGAUAUUCAUAAGUAUUAAUUAUUAAGAUAUUUUAGAGUGUAGGAAUCAUAUGAUAGUUAGUUCGAAUUAGAGACUUGUGAGGUAGACGUAAAAUAUAAUGGAAAUGAUGAUAUUCUGA
Molecule: messenger RNA, 207 nt
Organism: Paramecium octaurelia
Lineage: Eukaryota; Ciliophora; Oligohymenophorea; Peniculida; Parameciidae
Source: the annotation of a GenBank genome assembly